Molecule: messenger RNA, 1404 nt
Organism: Glarea lozoyensis ATCC 20868
Lineage: Eukaryota; Fungi; Ascomycota; Leotiomycetes; Helotiales; Helotiaceae
Exons: 1
Coding region: 1-1404 (467 amino acids)
Source: RefSeq, a predicted model, not a curated record
AUGAAACCUGGGAAGACUCAACAAAAACAAAAGGCUGAAGGGAACAACAAAGCCAAAGCUAUGAGAAAUCGUGGCACAAAGGUGCUUCUCACUGGCCGAGAUCCAAUAAAACAGCCGACGCCUUCUGUAUCUCAGCUCCUUCGCGAAUGGUGUUUCCCACCUGCUCCUACACCUUGUGCUAUUUCACAACCAACUAUUCGAAGCUCAUCCCGGGCCGGGUCUUUUGAUGGAGACUUACCGCGACAUAUCCUUCAAACUUCAUCGACUCCUGGGUCUGACAAUCAGCGUAGUGGAAAGAGUGGGGAUUUACUUUCGGGUCCGACAUACCGCCAAGAUGAAGAAACAAUCUACAACGCAGAGGAACUAGUGUCGCCAUCAAACAUUUCUUCAGAGAACCUGGAAGAUGUAGAGUCACGGAAAAAGAAAAGAAAGAGAAAGAUCAGAAGCAAGAAGGGAUGGCUAGGAUUUAGCAUAAUUAAAUGCAAGGAAGACUUUACUAUUCAGGACGGAGGACUAAAAAAUGUCGAAGACGACGAAGACUGCAUCACUUACGAUGCUGAACAUGACGGUUUUGUGUUUGUCGACUUUUUAGGGUUGGACGAUGCCUUUGCACCUUCCAUCAUGAUGCCCCUUUCAAGAAGUCAGUCGGAGGACGAAGAUAGUUCUGACCCAGAAGACAACGAUGAUUUUCAGAAUACAUUGGAACCAUCGUCGGCAGUUGACCCAGAGUAUAAGCAUGCAGGACCUGUUGCGAGAGCUGCGUCUCCUGAAUUGUUUACGAAUAACAACGGCAGUCAAAGUGAUCUUGAGGAACAGCUGAAUGAAGCGAUGGAAAGCUCCCUACCUCGCUUAACGAAGCCACCUGUGAAAGUUGUAGGUAGAUUGCCAAAGUUUGCAUUGCCAAUCAAUGUCAACGACACUAGAUCUGGUGUUGCUAAAUACCUUCAAUCUCUGUCUUCCGCAAGACAGCGACAAGGAGCAUCAUCCACUGGUCCUUGGCAGAUCAUGCCACCCUCACCAGAAGCUCACUCUUUUGACGCUCACGCAAAGAAAACUUCUGGACCAAGCUCUGUUUCUCAAAAGGGCAACUGUCCGAACAACCAAGGAGCAUCGGACUCUAGCCUAGUUACAAAGCAAUUCCUGGUGAAUCCACCUAACUCUCCGAGCGACGAUGUUAAAAUGGGUGAUAAAUUACUUAGGAUGGGUGAGAAUCAGGAUGGCUACACAGAUUUGGAGGAAUCUAUCGAGUUAGUUAUGGAUGAGUAUCUGGCACGUUCUGCCGAGAGCGACUUCUCGGAACCAUAUCCUGAUGAUUUGGAACUACAAGAAGAAGCACGAUCAAACAGCCCGCCUAGAGACUUACGUCACUCAGUUUUUACUUGGACUACAGAUCAGAGUCCCUGA